Molecule: messenger RNA, 576 nt
Organism: Plectropomus leopardus (leopard coralgrouper)
Lineage: Eukaryota; Metazoa; Chordata; Actinopteri; Perciformes; Serranidae
Source: RefSeq, a predicted model, not a curated record
AUGCAACAUAACGGACACAAUCUGGAACAUAACCUUCAACAACGCACAAGAAAGCCGAAGGCGGUGGAGGAGAUGAAGGGCACAGACCAGGAGUACAGCAGCCCCCUGAUGCAGUACAACAGCUCUGCGAACUCUGGAGGGGAAGACAUCGAGCUGCUGGCCUUCCAGACCGUCACCGGAAAGUGCUGUGAGACCAUCUUUGAGGACAUGAGGGAACCUCCAAAGAAACCUCUGCACCUGAAGGGCCAGAUGAAGUACGUCCCCCAGUGGGACUCCCUCAUCUUCCUGGGGACACCCAUCAUAGAGACGGUGGAGGACAUGAUAAAGAUGGGGGUGUACGUGAACGAUCUGAACCUGCAUGACUCCAGCAGAGAGCUGAUUCUGGCCGGGACACAACAGUCGGCCGAGCUGCAGCUGGCCCUCGACCAGGAGCAACAGAAAUAUGCUCAGCUGCAGGAAAUCAUCAAGAAGCUGGACGAGGAGAAGAAGAGAGGAGAUUCUCUGCUGUAUGCCAUGAUCCCCAAAGCUGUGGCCGACCGCCUCAGGAAGGGGAUCACUGCUCUGGAGACAUGCCAG